Oikopleura dioica is the source of this 372-nucleotide messenger RNA. NCBI's taxonomy places the organism in Eukaryota, Metazoa, Chordata, Appendicularia, Copelata, Oikopleuridae. The record is from the annotation of a GenBank genome assembly.
AUGGCGCACUGUUGGUUAAAAAUUGAGGCCGGAGUGGAUUCCACUGUCAUGCCAGAAAAGUGCCGCGAUGAAUUAAGACCCGAGACGAUGAAGAAGUGCGAGAAUCAACCCUGUUCUUCACCAUGGAUGACGUCCGAGUGGUCCUCUUGUUCGGCGGAGUGCGGCUCAACGUCUGUCAGAAUCCGUCACGUGGAAUGUCGGUCUUCUUUCUGCCUCGGUGAAAUGCCAGCAACGCAUGAGAUCUGCACACAUGAAUGCACUUAUAAAUGGCAGCGCUUCCCGUGGAGCCAGUGUUCGGAUAAAUGCGGCGGAAGAACAUAUAGAACCGUAAUUUGUCUGUCUUCAGAAGGGCAGCAAGUAGCGGAUAGGUGA